Messenger RNA from Salvelinus namaycush (lake trout), 1113 nucleotides. Its product is annotated as immunoglobulin lambda-1 light chain-like. NCBI's taxonomy places the organism in Eukaryota, Metazoa, Chordata, Actinopteri, Salmoniformes, Salmonidae. The record is from RefSeq and is a predicted model, not a curated record. The transcript has 4 exons. The coding region runs from base 265 to 1011 and encodes 248 amino acids.
UGUAACCAAAAUGAUCACACAUGAUUUUUGUUAGUCCAAUAUAAAAUAUAUAUAUUUUUGAUAAUUUAAUAGUUACAGUAAUAUAAAUUCAUCAGAAGUCCGUCAUUACAGAAGCUGAUAGGGUGAGAUAUAGAGGCCCCUCCCUCUGUUCCUCCCUGUCUGUCUCCUUAUAGGUGGGUCCUGCAGCCUCUCCUCUCCUCACACUCCAACCCUGCUCAUCUCUCAGCUGGACAGUGAGGGCCGUUCACACCACACUCUGACAAGAUGCUGGGGACACUCUGCACUCUCAUCACUGCUCUAACAUGUGUUCAUGGUGUCAUUGUGUUGACCCAGAAGCCGUCUGUCCAGACCAAAACCACAGGAGAGGAGGUCACUAUGGACUGUAACAUUGGCAGAUUUGAUGGAAACUAUGUCCAUUGGUAUAAACAGGUUCCUGGUGGGGUUCCUCAAUAUGUUCUGAGCUUUAUCUACGGUGACAGUUCUUCUGAAUAUUAUGGGCCAGGUUUCUCCUCUAGUCGGUUCAACUCUGAAUCCACCUCAGACUUAGAUUAUCAGUUCAUCAUUAAACAGGUACAGGCAGGAGACUCAGCAGUGUAUUACUGUCAGACAUAUGAUGAAUCUGCUGAAGCGUUCGUAUCACAGUGGGUAUUCGGACCAGGAACCAAGCUCAUUGUUACUGAUGGAGAUCUUGCUACACCUGCUGUGACUCUGUUCCCUCCAUCCACUGAAGACCUCAAGUCCAGCAGAGCAACACUGGUGUGUCUGACUAGUAACCUGUCUCAGAAGUCCAAGGGGUUGGCAGAUGUCAGCUGGAUGUCUAAUGGUGAAUCAGUGACAGAAGAUGUUUCUACCAGCCCUGCUGAGCAGCAACCAGACAAAACCUUCAAGAUCAGCAGCUAUCUGACCAUUCAGACUGCAGACUGGGACAAGGACCUGGUGUUCACAUGUAAAGUGUCGUUGGGGUCAACAUUCUCUGAGAAAGAGAUCAGAAAGACUAGUUGUAGUCUGUAAAUCAAUAGUUUCAGACAAUCAAUACAACUGGUAGUUUGUUAUAGCUUCACAAAGAGUGCAGCUGUUAUUUCGUUAGAACGUUUAAGUGAUGUUUUGAUCCUU